Molecule: messenger RNA, 1427 nt
Organism: Hordeum vulgare subsp. vulgare (domesticated barley)
Lineage: Eukaryota; Viridiplantae; Streptophyta; Magnoliopsida; Poales; Poaceae
Product: proline-rich receptor-like protein kinase PERK9
Exons: 3
Coding region: 304-879 (191 amino acids)
Source: RefSeq, a predicted model, not a curated record
ACCUUAUCCUAUUGUGGAACACAACCUUCACAUCUCACCCCGUGCCGCUCCAUCCCCUCCCACGACUUCCAACUCCACCCCCGCCGGCGUCGUGCAACCUCCAUCCCCUACAUCAUCGGACCCUCUCCCUCCCCCAUGCCACUGGAGUCCAUCCCUUCCACGCUACUGCAUCACCUUCCUCUCGCACCAUCGCAGCGUCAGACUCCCCUCUCGCUGCGGCCUCCCCUCCACCUCUGAUCGUCCACGGCGCUGCCCCGCCCAGGCACCACCCAUCACCGCAGACGGUCACCUCGGCCCACCACCAUGCAGCGCGCCGGUAGCCGAUCUGCCAGGGUCGCCACCCCUCCCUGGGUCACGUCUGUGCCCCUGCCCGCGAGCACCUUGGGCGUCAACCACUGCUACCCCCGCCGCCCUAGUGACCCUCUAUUGUGCGCGGUGGCGAGCCACAGCCCCCCGCCCCCGCGACCUCAUGCUAGGCUGCCGCAGACGGAUCCACACGACACCCUGCAACCAUGGUCGUGCUGGCUACCCCCGGCGCCUCCUCCACCGCCACGACCUCUCCCAGCGCCACUAGAUCGUGGCCAUGCCACCGCUCUCCGGCGCGUGACUUCCGGGCGGACAGAGCGUCCAGUACCCAACCGGCCAACCCCAUCACGCCGUUGUGCACAUUCCCCAGUGGUGCCACAGGGGCCUAAUGGCGGUGCUAGCUCCCUCCUGACACGGCCAUCACCCGCACCUCUCAUGGAUUCGCUGGAUCCAGACCCCCUUGCUCCCCCUUCCGACGAGUCCAUGCCGACAAGCUCCAUACCCCGUCCCCUGAUCCAGUUCAGAUGGGGUAGUAGGUGCACCACCGGUCUUCCGCCGGCGAGAUCCCUCUAGUGAGCCGCCCAGAGUUAGUGGGGUUGCAGCUCGCUUUGCAGGGGCACCCCAUUUGUCGCCGACGUGCAGUUCGGCUCACGGACCCAUGUAGUCGACUUGGAGGGUGAGCUGUUGUUGCAACGACGACGAGAAAAAUAGAAAGCGGUUCAUUGUCCCUGUUCUUGUGGUUCACCAUCCGUGUCUCUUUGUUUUUGUUUCAGUGGAUUGCACAGGUGUUUCCACCAAAUCUGCACCAGAACACUGCCAGAAAUUGAGGAGAACAACUCAUGACAGGGUGCAGUUUGCCUAAGUCCCUCGAUGUGGUGCGGUGCCUCGCCGGAGUUCUAUUGCCGUUCCGGGCUUUUUUUUUCCUCCGGAUUUUUGGUGUGCACAACGCUGCAGUACACCCAAGUCCUCGGUGGGGUGGGCGAUGUGCAUAUUUGUGGAUCAAUUAGAUUUACAAUGCAGUGCACUGUGUUGUUUGCGGGGACAAAAGAAUUGGUUGCAUAUUCUGGUGCUUUUUUUCCUUUCAAAAACUUAAAAGAAAUCAUGCAGCUCUUUUAGCCGUU